AUGUCGUUAAUUUUCUGCAACAAGAUAGUGGUGACUUUCAGUAGCAGUGAUUAUGAUUAUUCUUCUAGCUCUUCUGAAGAGGAUUCCAAGAUUUCUGCGGCCGAAGCACGUGCCAAGACGGAUCAUGCUAAGGAGGUAAUAAAUAGCAUGCCUCUCGAUGAUCUAAAAGUUGCUCGUGAUAAGCUUUUGAAGAGGAAAUCCAGGGAGGAGAUAAUAGCUGAUUAUCGGGAGAAAAGGCGUAGAAUUCAGCGGAAAAUACUAGAAGCUGAGGAGAAACUCCGAUCUCGUCCUGAUGGUGUAGCCUUAGACUCAGAUGCUGAAGAAGAGGAACCUAUAUGGGAGCCAAUGGAACGCAGAAGUAGGCCAUAUCCAUCAUACAGGGAGAUUGAGCGACUGGUUGAGGCUGAUCUCCAAGCUGAACGUGAUGAAGAAGACUACUGGGAUGCAAUGUAUAGAGAUCUCGAUGAGGAAAAAUUCCCCAGUUCGGACAGUGAUUCCGAGAAAGAGUCUGAAGAGGAUUCCAUGGAGGACAAUGAUGAUGAUGACGAUGAAUCCGACGAUUCUGACGAUUAG
Papaver somniferum (opium poppy) is the source of this 573-nucleotide messenger RNA. RefSeq names its product nucleolar transcription factor 1-like. Lineage: Eukaryota; Viridiplantae; Streptophyta; Magnoliopsida; Ranunculales; Papaveraceae. The transcript has 2 exons. The coding region runs from base 1 to 573 and encodes 190 amino acids. The record is from RefSeq and is a predicted model, not a curated record.